GGCUUUUAUGUGAGUGGCAAAUCCCACAUCCAAUGAUUUUUUUCCAAAGCACAAUCCCACACGGUGCCCCAGGGAACACAUCAAGAGUACAGGAUGAACAGACACUGAUCUGUCUCAGUGAACAGAUGAAGCUUAAUGAGCUUGAUUAGACUGAACACUGAAAGGCAGAAACAAGUUUUAAAAGUAUUUUCUUCUGUGAUUUGCUUGCAAACACUCCAUGGAUGAACACCGGUGUUCAGUGUUGGAGGGAAGCCUUCUCAUCAGAUACCAGUGUGUGCAGGAACUGAUGGAGAUUGCACUGGCUGACACAGAGCACUGAGUGUUUCCAUUCCUCAAGACAAAGUCUGAGAUCUGGUUCUACCAAGCAGCAAGUCAUUCACACAUUUAAUUCUUCUUUACAGAUAGCUUUAGUUUGCAAAUCAAGAGGAAGUCUUGCAGACCAAGUUUCUGGUGAGGCUUCCACCUUCUGCUGACAAUUGCCAGCUGGUCUUGAGAUACUAAAAAUAGUUCUUUUUUUGCAGAAAUGAGAAGUGCCAAUACUUGCAGGAAUUAGUGACACUAAUUCUUCUUUUUCCCCACUUCCACUAUUACUGUGAAUUAUUACUGUGAAUUAUAUUACUCCAAUAUUACUGUGCCCAAUACUGUGAAGAAAUUGUUAGAGUUGGCUCAUUAUUCUGCCCUUCUCAGCCAGCUCAUUGUCCAGCUCUGAGCAAUGUGCAGCAGUUUUACUUGUUGAUAUGCUCCCAUCAAUUUCCCUGUGUUCCAGGCUCUGUCCCCACACAAUCCCAUUCGUUCUAACUCACAGGGUGGUUUCAGCAAUCCUGUUAAACAGCCUAAUCCUGUAGCUCCUGAAAUCAACAGAAAGCAGCUCUUGACUUGUACAAGGAACAAUGUCAGUCUUAAUUUGUAAAUUGUUGUUUUGAGAUGACCUGAGUAGUUUGGGAUGACCUCAGUAGCGUUUCAUCCUUCCAGUAGCCUGGACUUAAUCAGACAGGGUCUGCAUUGUGCUGAGCUGUGCCAUUGCUCUCCCGGCUGGGUCAGCAGACUGCCCAUGUCAGCAAUUCUCACUGUUACAAAAUCGGGAAAUUCAGGGUGGAAAUGAAAUAGUGCAGAUAACGGGGACUUUUUUGGACAGUCAGUGAAAGUCAAGGCCAGGCCAUAGAGAGUUCUGCGUCACAGUCUAUUUCCACCGGCAACUCAAAUCCUGCGACCAAGGCACGUGAGAAGAGCAGAGAACAGAGCAGAGCGGGGCGGAACCGGCGCGGCCCGGGGCGUUCUCGGCACCGGAGGAGGCGCCCGGGGAAAUCGAAACUGUGCCCCGGGCCGGGCCAUGGCCGCCGUCAUCGAGCUCGAGCGGCUGCAGCGCGUCCUGGAGCUGCAUUGCUCGUGCUGCCUGCAGCUCUUCGCGGAGCCGGUGCGGCUCACGGGCUGCGGCCACAGCUUCUGCCGGGGCUGCAUCCUCCGCUACUGCGCGGGGCGGCCCCGCGCCGCCUGCCCGCUCUGCCGCCGCCUCAUCCCGCGGGAGCUGAAGGAAGAACUGGAAACACAGGAGAACCCGGAUCCCUAUGGAGCUGCUGCCUGCAACGACCGGAGCUCGGCAGGGCGGAGACCUGGGGAGAAGGAGGAAGAGAUAUGGGAGAGCUCCAAGCAACAAGAAAUAACUGCAGAGACCAUCCACCUAUUGAGGAAAGAUCUCAGUAAAACAAAGGAAUAUACAUCUCAGAUCAAAAGCCAGAUUAUUAAAGAUUUCUGUUGCAUGAAGGAAUAUGUUGAAAGACAGGAGAGAAACACACUGAUGGUCAUUGAACAAGAGCAAAAAGCUGCUCAACAGAAAAUUGAAGAGACUAUUCACCAGCUCAAAGACAUCAAAGCCCUAACUAGUGACUUAUCUGAGAGGCAGACAUAUGAAGGCUCACCUUCAACAAUAAAUAAAAUUACACUUGAUGAGAAACUUAAUGUUGUCAAAAGUGCUGUAGAAGAUCUUAAGAGAAAGUUGGAAGUUUUACUCUUGGAGAAUUAUGCUCAGCAACUGCCAGCAGUGCAGCCUUCAGACCAGGAGCCAAGUGUCAGCUCAUCAUCUCCAGAGUCUGCAGCUAAAAGUCCUGAACCAACCAUUUCCAGCCAGUUUUCUCAGUGGGCAGAUGAUGUGACUUUGGACCCCACAAGAGUACACGAGCGCUUGGCACUCACAGCCCAGAACAGGAGAGUGAUGGUGUCCAGCUACCUGAUCACUUAUCAACCAUCACCCAAGAGAUUCUCCAUCAGCCAAGUGAUGUGUUCACAGGGCUUCUCUACUGGGUGCCACUACUGGGAAGUAAUUACCAAGGACAGUGAUGGAUGGGCUGUUGGAGUUGCUCAUGAAAUGAUUGGUAAAAGGGACAAAUUGGGAAGAACUGAGCAUUCCUGGUGCGUAGAAUGGCUGGGUCCUAAAAAACAGCUGUCAGCAUGGCAUAAGGAUCAAGAAACAUUAUUACACAAGGACAAACCACUGAAGGUUGGAGUUUUCCUGGAGCUACAAAAGAAGACCGUGUCAUUUUACUCCAUCACUGACAAAGAAACACUUUUGCACACCUUUGAAAUUAGUACUUUAAAUCCUCUCUACCCUGCUUUCUGGCUGUACACUCUAGAAAGAAAUGGAUCUUUAACUAUAAGUCAGCCAAACAGGAGAUAAAGUCUAUUGAGAACAGGGACAAUUUUGCCAAUGACUGCAGAGUUUCUAUACAAGCCUCAGUGUUCAGCACAGGUGUGUACCACAGAACGAAUAUGUAACUACCCAGGCAUUCCUGGGAAUCAGCAACUGAUACUUCUGUCUGCUCUCCUCUUCACACUGUGCUCUGGGCUAGCCAUACUUCACUAAAGCAAUUCCAGCCUAUGCUGAAGGCAGUUACCACCCCUGUGGGAAUCUGGUGGGUUUCUCUAGCAGCUUUAAGUAGUCCAGGAUAUUCCUAGGAAAGAAUGUGCUAAGGAAGCUCUAAUGCUGGGGAUAAGCCUUUCUCAUGGACUUCAUUUUUCCUACAUUGAUAUUAAAAAAUACAGGAAAACAGAUUAUGACAUUACUUCCUGUCAAGUGAGUUUUCUUUAGACAAAUCUGAUUGAUUAAGGAAUGCUCAGAGGUCAAGAAUGUUACUGAUCUUACGUAUGAAAAUCUUUCCCUUUAGGGUAGGCACUAACUUGGAAAUAGGCUUUGGAUUUGAGGACCUGACAUUUCAGGGAUGUAUUUCAGAAGAACAUUGUCUCACUGGAACCAUAUUUUAAUCUUUCCCAGGCCAAAGGGUCAGUCCUGGUGGUGGUGUGACCACAGGCAUAGUUGUGGAAGCAGAUGUUUGGGUGUGUACCCAAACCAGCUAAUAAAUCAUGUGGUCACUUUACUGCCCUUUUAAAGGGCCUGCAAACAGGACUCUGUCAUGGGAAGGACCAUCUGGUCUUGCCAGCAAGCCUGAGACAAAGCAAGAAGUCCUCAGUUGGCCUGUGGGGGGUGAAGGGACCAGAGCUGAGGUCCCACAAAAUUUACAGACGGCUUGAUUUCUGAGAGAUCUACUGCUUCAUGCAAGCAAACUGUCAACAGCAUUCCCAAGAAGCAAAAGCUUUUUCUUCAGUCGGAAGACAGUGACAUUUCAGAAUUGACAAAAUAAAUAGUUUGUUCUGAAUAAA
Cyanistes caeruleus (blue tit) is the source of this 3651-nucleotide messenger RNA. NCBI's taxonomy places the organism in Eukaryota, Metazoa, Chordata, Aves, Passeriformes, Paridae. The record is from RefSeq and is a predicted model, not a curated record.